AGUCAAUAAAACUGUGCACUGACACACACAACUUCCAGCACCCGCCAGCGGGGCCAAAAUGAGGAUUAGCAAAGCUGCCUUUCUCUUUCUGUUCUUGCUCAGCUCAGUGCAAGGAAGCAUCCUAGACCACUAUGUGAGAACAGAGGGAGCUUGGCUGCUCAACCCAAUGAAGCAAAUUUACAAGACAAAUAGCGAGGAAGAAUGUGCAGAGCAAUGUGAAAAUGAAAAUAAGUUUGCUUGCAGGGCCUUCUUAUUUACCAGUAAAGACCAGCAGUGUUUAACAUUGUCUGAGAACACCAAAACAGCAAUGAUAUUCAGAAGAACGAAUGCAGUUCUUUACGAAAAAAGAAUUUAUCUUCUAGAAUGCAAGGAGGGAAAAGGAGUGGAUUACAGAGGAACAGAAGCCAAAACUCAGAAAGGUGUGCGAUGCCAGAAGUGGGCUGAUAAUUCCCCACAUAAACCAAAUUAUACCCCUGAAAAGUAUCCCAAUGCAGGACUGGAAGAAAACUACUGCAGAAACCCCGAUAACGACGAAAAGGGACCCUGGUGUUACACAACAGACCCUGAUACCAGAUUUGAUUACUGUAACAUCCCUGAGUGUGAAGUAGAGUGCAUGCACUGCAGUGGAGAAAACUAUCAUGGAGUAGUUUCAACAACAGAGUCUGGGCUUGAGUGCCAGCGCUGGGACUCCCAGAAACCUCACUCUCAUGGAUACCUCCCAGAAAAUUUUCCAGAGAAGGAUCUAAAGAUGAAUUAUUGCCGUAAUCCCGAUGGUGAACCUCGACCCUGGUGUUUCACUACCAGCCCAACUAAACGCUGGGAAUAUUGUGACAUUCCUCGUUGCA
Molecule: messenger RNA, 845 nt
Organism: Manacus vitellinus (golden-collared manakin)
Lineage: Eukaryota; Metazoa; Chordata; Aves; Passeriformes; Pipridae
Product: plasminogen-like
Exons: 7
Biological process (GO): proteolysis
Cellular component (GO): extrinsic component of plasma membrane
Molecular function (GO): endopeptidase activity; signaling receptor binding
Source: RefSeq, a predicted model, not a curated record